Molecule: messenger RNA, 6384 nt
Organism: Engraulis encrasicolus (European anchovy)
Lineage: Eukaryota; Metazoa; Chordata; Actinopteri; Clupeiformes; Engraulidae
Product: rho-related GTP-binding protein RhoA-D
Exons: 5
Coding region: 907-1488 (193 amino acids)
Biological process (GO): stress fiber assembly; Rho protein signal transduction
Cellular component (GO): dendritic spine; cleavage furrow; cytosol
Molecular function (GO): protein kinase binding; GTPase activity; GTP binding
Source: RefSeq, a predicted model, not a curated record
CAAGUUUGCUCAUCCAAUUACGAGUACAGAGGAAAGGCAUCUACUGUGCUACUGUGCCCCAUUUGUGACUGACAUGCUCUCCCCAACAUCACCACUGCCACCCCUUCUUGUUCGCAUGAUCUGCCCUGUCGUGCAGAGCUGGUAAUCUGGCAUACAGGGUAUUUUCCUGGUGGGCAGACAGUCCUCAGGGGCCUAUGAUUUGGUUUUUUUGGUUAGUUUGUUUCAUAUGUUCUUUUAGAGACUUGCCCACAAUUUUGAAGGGGCGGCCCAUCAGUGCAUUCUUUAUAUAUAAGUGGACUGAGGCCAUCGUAAUUGUUGUAUUGGGGUCGGGGUUAGGGGGAUGGUCAAUGCCAAAAAUGCCCCGGCCGGUUUGUGGUCCCAGUCCAGCACUGCUUUCGUGGGUAUGAGAGUAGGGCUUUAUUCGCCCUGUAACCGUUGAAGAGCAGAGCUGUUGCUGCCCCACCCCUGCAGGUCCACCAACGGGGCCAGCUUGCUUGCCCUGGUUGCAUAACCCCAGCUCGCUCAGCCCUGGCUGCCUCCUCACAGCAGCAGGAAACGUUGGAGCAGGGAACAGGCGGCUGAUUGCCAGGAAGGACAGGGCAACAGUGGGGACCUACGAGGGCUCUCCUGUUUGCUCGCUCUUCUGUGUGUCUUGUACUCGAGUCGUGUAACCUUUUUUUAAAAAGAAAACAUUGCUCAGAAAAGCAGUUGUUUAUUAUUUUUUACGGGAGUACAGGAGAUUGCAUCAACGCUCGUGAUCGGAAGAGUGGGGAAACGAAACUUUGAACUUCUACUUUGUUGGCUAGAAAGAUUAGAAAAAAGUUAAAAACAUAUUUUGGCGAAGAGAGGAACUUCACAAGAUCUGAAUUGAGAAAGCAGUUGGGAGAAACUAAGCAGGACUAAGAUAUGGCUGCCAUCCGGAAGAAGCUGGUGAUCGUGGGGGAUGGAGCGUGCGGGAAGACCUGUCUGCUCAUCGUCUUCAGCAAAGACCAGUUCCCCGAGGUCUACGUCCCCACCGUAUUUGAGAACUACAUCGCCGACAUCGAAGUGGAUAGCAAGCAGGUGGAACUGGCCCUGUGGGAUACAGCUGGCCAGGAGGACUACGACAGGCUGAGGCCCCUCUCCUACCCAGACACAGACGUCAUCCUCAUGUGCUUCUCCAUCGACAGCCCCGACAGCUUAGAGAACAUUCCGGAGAAGUGGACGCCCGAGGUGAAGCACUUCUGCCCCAACGUGCCAAUCAUCCUGGUGGGCAACAAGAAGGACCUGCGCAAUGACGAGCACACACGGCGCGAGCUGGCCAAGAUGAAGCAGGAGCCGGUGAAGCCCGAGGAGGGUCGGGACAUGGCCAACCGCAUCGGGGCCUUCGGCUACCUGGAGUGCUCGGCCAAGACCAAGGACGGCGUGCGGGACGUCUUCGAGAUGGCCACCAGGGCGGCGCUGCAGGUGCGCAAGCGCAAGAAGAGGGGUGGCUGCCUCCUGUUGUGAGGAGGCCCACGUGGGUGAAAGGGGGGGGGGGGGGGCGGCAGUAUCCCCCCACCACCACCACCACUACCCUCCUGAUAUAUACCCCCUCUCCUCCUCUCUGCUACAUUCAUGCGCCACCAACUGAGAAGAAGAAGAAACCUAUACAGGAUGAGAAAAAUCAUUGAGGGUGGUGUUUACCAAACAACAUCUUUUUGUACUGUAUUUUUCACAUUUCACGCCAACCAGAGGAGGACUAAUGAGCGCAAGUGCAAAGAAAAAAAAAGAAAAGUAAACAAAAAAACCUGCAUUUAUAAAAAAAUUAAAUAAAAAAGCCACCCAGUCUGGGCUGUAGCACAGAUUAGAUAUUGAAAUUUUCCUCCUUUUUUGCCUUCAUUUAUUUGUCUGUCUGUCUGUCUGUCAGCACAAUGGGUCUUUGUGUGUGUUUUUAUGUUUGUUACUGGGUGUGCAGUAAGGAAAUGGUAUUUUGUUGUCUCUGUAAUGUUUGUACUCUAAUCUUUUUUUUCCACGCCCCUCCCCUUUCAUCUUUGUGUAACAUGGACUUUCAUUCCAACAUGGGGCCAAAGGACCUCUGGCUCUCUCUCUCUCUCUCUCUCUCUCCACUAUCACACUCACCCAGCUGAGGUGAAACCGCCCAAUAGGAUGGAAUUUAGUUCAUUUCAGUCCGCAAGGGUUAAUCAUUACAAUCAGUGCCUUUUGUGUGCACGGUAUACCUGUCUGUCUGUCUCUCUUUUUCACAAAAGGAUAAUGGCCUUUUUUUGUAUCAUGCACAUUUCCUCACUACUUGUUUGUUUUUCUUUUCUUUUUUUUAACAUUUCCUUUUUCACAUGUAAUGGUGCUCUGCAGUGAAUGUUUGGCAAGGCAGGCCACCGAAAUGGCAAAUCAUCAUAUCCAAUCUCCAAUCGCCAGGCGACUGCAGUGCAGACUUCAAAACCUUCCCUUGUUCUCUCCACACCGCCUCUGUGCGCACACACACCAUAAACGCACACACUGAUCCUUUUCAUCUUUGUACUGUCUAUAUUGGGCCAACAGUUCAAGGCAAAAGGUCAUAUUGAGGUCUUGUAUUCCCACAAAUAACGACAUGAAACACAAGAUUGAGGUUGGCUGAGGGGCUUGCUGUGCUGUACCUGGCCAUGACUGAACCCUCUUCUCCUGAUUAAAGGCGCUCUAUGUAGGAUUAAAAGUUUAAUUAAUCACUGUCCUGAGUCAGCCGAUGCUUUUUUGAGACACUAGUAAGUGAACGAUGACUCGCAACCACUUUCACGGUCCGCUGUCAGAAAACCCCAAAUGUAAUUUUGGCGAGAGCGGCCCGCUUCGAGUGUCGUGGGAAACACUUCUCAUACGAAAAAUCACCUAACAUACUGUAUUCAGAUUUGUAUCGACUGCUGGCAAUCCGUGAUGAAAAAUUCACACAGCGAGUUUAUUUAAACAGCAUUUUUUUCAUGACUGUGUAGAUUUUGAGACAGACAUGCCACGGGCACCGCACAAACUACAUCAUCCUACAUUGUGCUCCUUUAAGCUCUGUGCCAGUCUAAUGCCAUCUGCCAGCUACAGUAAAUGCCCCCCCCCCCUCCCUGCUGAGACGCCUGCCACUGCACUCCUGAGCUGCUGAGGGUUUAAUGCCAGGCUGCCUGGGACACCAGACCUCAAGCUCCUGGGUCACACGCACAUGUCCUCCAGACAUGAAUAAGUCUAUGCAGCGAGUGAGCCCCUACAAGGUGGUCUGUCAGUGUAUGCUCACGUACUACUAGGACAUCAGAGUUCAUUUGGCCUGGGUCAUGGCCACCUCCAUUGAUUGGAGGGAAUACUUGAAGAAAGUCGUUUGUUUGUUUGUGGCUCAGAAGUUAGCCGGCUGGCUAGACGGGCGCGGCCAGGGCUGGUGGAGCUAGUCCAGGCAGCAUGCAGGCAAGCAGGCAAACUUCCCUCAGCCCCCAUAUUUAGUACCCCCUGCUCCAAACACACACACACACCUGCUCUGCUCUGUAUGGGGGAGUGAAGGCCUUGACAGCAACACAGUGAAAGGGGGAAGGGGAGGUUAUAAGAGAGCAGAAGCAGCAGUACCAGCUAACCAGGUGGCGGUUUCUCAGUGCCUUCCUGCUUUGAGUGACAGGUGACCUGUGUGCCUUUUAUGUUCAACUGUAGACAUUUAGGCCACAGAUUCAGACAGGUGUGCUAAAAGUUGAGCUAAGUUAAAAAAAAAAAAAAAAAAAAAACGCGCACAAAUGCAGUGAAAAGGGUAAAGUGGUUCAUGUGACGUGGCCUUGUUUCGGUUGAGCAUUUUUUUUCUCUCUGUGAGGCAAGUUAUGACUAGUCAAAGAAACUUGAAGUCUUCCUAAGGAAUUGUACCUUCUGUUGUUUUGCUUAGGGCAGCAUUCCACAUAUCUGCUGCUGUGGUGGUGGUGGUGGUGGUCAAAUGCUUGGGCAUGGUCCGGUGUUGUUAACAAGGCAAUGAGUCGGUGUGAGCACUGGGCCUUUUUCACAUGAUCUCAGAGACUUUCGAUUCAAUGCUUUUGAAGUAUCUUCUGGUAUGGACAUAAACAUAACCCCACUAUGGAAACCGGUAAACGGUUUAUAAGUGCUUCACUUCAAAAGUAAACUUGUUUGACGAAAUUGCGAAAAAAGGCUGAUGAGAAAAGAGAUUUUUCCUCACCUAAAAAGUUCACUUCCCACCUUUUAAACUCCGACUUCUGGGAUCACUAUAAUUUUCUGACAUUGGAAAAAAACACUGUCAACAACAGUGCACCCAAGACUACAUUUCCCAAGAUGCAACUGGAACAUGAUUUAGUGGCAUGCACUUGCCCUCACACAAUGCAUUCAGGCUGACCUUUGCUGCUGGGUUGGGCCGUGCUAGUGCCAGUGCUGUGCAGUGCAGUGCCAUUCGCACUGAUGAAUGUUCCAUUGCGGUGGCAUGUGUGAUCGUAAUCAACAGGAGGAGGGGUGGCGACUUGACUUGUCUCGUCUGACGAAUGGGCCUUCAGCAGUGCUGUGAUCUGUAAUUUAGCAAAAUGUCGGCAGAGAGGCAAAGCAGAGAAUGCUACUGUACAGAAGUAUCUGGUUUCACUGCUUGAGGAGGUGUGUAGGUUCCCCAUUCCCCGUAGGCCAAAAGAAUGUGAGAAAGUACAAAUGCUUGGAUUCCUGUGUGUGUGUGUGUGUAAUGCAGAACAUAACACACUGCAAGUGAACAUAUACACCCCCUUUUUUGACUUAGCUGUACUUGCCAAGCACAGUUUUUUUAGUGUUUGAGUCUGUAGUGGUUGAGGAACUGUACCUGAAGUGUGUCACCCAUGGGUAUGGCUAAUGACACUUACAAGAAAUCCCUCUGCUUUUGUUUACGCUGUCCAUAUCCGCCAGCCAGCAGCAUGGAUCCCUCAGAACCUGGCAAGGACGGGAUUAGAUUACCCUGUUGCUAAAGCAGAGGUGUGUGUGUGUGUGUGUUGGAGAGAGGGAUAGCGGUAGAGAGAGGUAGAGUGCACUUGUCACAUGAUCUUCCCUCUCUGAUGGCAUGUGAUCUGUUAGAAGAGAUGUGUGAUUACGGUUGAGAUUACCGGCAAAGAUGACUAAAGGGUGUGAGUGAGUGACUCAGCCUAGGUGACUGGUGUCAAGGCCUAUGAACGUUAUGAACGGUUGGCAAGGAAAUACCAUGUCUCCCACAAAAGGCAUUGUUUUAGUCAUGUGUUAAGUUUGAUUCUCCAAAGUAACACCUCAGCAAAUUAUCGCCAUUUUUUCUCCCUUUUGAUAUACUGAAGAUUGCAGCUCGUGUGUAUUGUGUUUUGAUGGUAUCAGAGGACAAGAAAAUGCCUUGGUAAUUGUAUUACUUUUCUCUGUUUGGGAUCACGGGUCUCCAGUUUGAACAGAUUAAAGGCAUGAAACUCCUGAGUUAGUGCAGGCUGCUUUGCACAUAUCACACACACACACAAUACACCCACACGUAUGCACAGAGACACAGUCAUCAAUGACCAACGUCAGCAUUUUUGCUCAAGUUUACAACCUGCCAAGGAAUUCUGAGUAGUCAGGGGAGACAGUUGAGACAGAAGCACACAAGUGAACAGCACAACAAUGUCACAAUAUCUUAACCACAAACAGGGUUGAAGCCCUCUACACAGGAAAACAAAUCACACACACACACGCACACAUCAGCUGAGAAUCGCCACAGCACGCACGGCCAUUGAGAUGUGAUAUUUGCCUUCAUGCCAUUCCCCUGUGUCACAAAGGCACAAGCUAUGUAUAUCAAGGGUGGUGUUCCUCAGGCCAGGUUUAUUCAGUUGGCCAGCUGUGUGUUGAUUUUUUAACUUUGUGAUUGAUAUUCCGAGCCCAUUAUGUUCUGUUGUUGAGACAUUACUAGUAGGUUUACAUCUUAGGCCUACUGAGUUUACCUAUCUGGGUUUGUCCCUGAGUCACCUUUGUAUAAUGCACCCAAAGGUUGAGAAAUUCUCAACUGGGUGUGAUCAAUUGGUGUUGUAAACCACGCAAGUCAGAAGCCCUGUGACUUUUUUUUUUGGCUACAAGACUGAAAUCACCAAGCUUUUUUUUGUUAGAUUUACGACAGCCAACCGUAGUUAACCGAUGUGGGCCUGCCACUAAGCCACGUACUUAGGAACUACCAGCCCCCAGAGCUGUAAAACAUAGAUGUCAGCAUGAGCUCACUACACCUCCCUCACGUCCGUCUUCACCAGAGGCACCUCCUGCUAAGUGUUUUAUUAUUUUUUCGUUUGUCUGUUUUCUGUGUGCGUGCGUGUGCGUUAUCUUCCUUUUUUCUGGAAGUAUUAAGACAUGAUUAUCCAGAUUUAUACAAAAGCUCACUGUUAUAAUGCUUUGUAAACAGAAACUAGUGUUGUAGUGAAUGUUUUGAUUUUAAGUGAAACCAACCAAUGUUAAUAAACUAUUUUUGAGAGAAGAGCA